Indicator indicator is the source of this 2661-nucleotide messenger RNA. RefSeq names its product multiple C2 and transmembrane domain containing 2 (gene MCTP2). The transcript is spliced from 22 exons. Gene Ontology annotation, cellular component: synaptic vesicle membrane. Bases 22 to 2661 code for a protein of 879 amino acids. Lineage: Eukaryota; Metazoa; Chordata; Aves; Piciformes; Indicatoridae. The record is from RefSeq and is a predicted model, not a curated record. Gene Ontology annotation, biological process: regulation of neurotransmitter secretion. Gene Ontology annotation, molecular function: calcium ion binding.
GCUGAGAUUGCCCUCGCAGCAAUGGACUUGGAUAAACCCUCCGUAUGGGGAUCCCUGAAGCAGAAAACUAGACCCUUCCUGCAGAACCUAAGCGUGAAGAAGACAAAGAGGAGGUCUAGCAAAAUGGUGGAGAGGAAGGUCCACUUCUUGGACCGCCGCCUCAGCUUGUCAGUGCCAGACAUGCUGGAGGUGGAGACUCAUAUGGAAGAAGAAACGACCACCUCAAGUACUCGAGUGUUGUCGAGCUGCUCCCCCAAGAGCUUCUCCAGGUCCUUGAAAAGCAGAAGUGCUUCAGUCAGGCCAGCAGGAGAGGACUGGCCAUGGCCAUCGCAGCAGGUGACACACACGGAGGUGACAGUCCCCAGCCAAGACACACAAGUCAUGGGCAACACAAUGUCUGAGGGAAAGAGGAGAUCCAAUGAUGACCUCUUUGAGCUGCUGCAGAGCGCCCGGCUGAGCACCACCACUCUGACAGAUGAGGAGGCAGAGUACCCAUGUGGAGAAAUCGAUCUGGACUCUGCCAUAGCAUCUCAGAUUUUUGAUGAUCAAAUGGCUCUAGAGGAAGCAAAUGAUUGCUUGAGUGAUCUGCCCAGCCCCUUUGCCUACCUGCUGACCAUCCACCUGAAGGAAGGCCGGAACCUGGUUAUCAGAGAUCGCUGUGGUACAAGUGACCCAUAUGUGAAGUUUAAGCUGAAUGGGAAAACUUUAUACAAAAGUAAAGUAGUCUACAAGAACCUCAACCCAGUUUGGGAUGAGACCGUUGUGCUGCCUGUACAGACCCUUGAUCAAAAGCUUUGGAUCAAGGUGUACGAUCGAGAUUUAACCUCUUCAGACUUCAUGGGCUCGGCAUUUGUAGUGCUUGCUGAACUUGAGCUUAAUAGAACUACUGAACAGGUUUUAAAACUGGAAGAUCCCAACAGUUUGGAAGAUGACAUGGGAGUAAUUGUAUUAAAUUUGAGUCUGGCAGUCAAGCAAGGAGACUUCAAGAGAAAUAGAUGGUCAAGUCGGAAGAAGCGAACUUCAUCCAAGUCGAGUUUCAUGCGGAGCACGCGGCUCUCCGACUCGUUGCGCAAGAACCAGUUGUGGAAUGGGCUGGUCACCAUCACACUUCUGGAGGGCAAGAACAUCCCUGGAGGAAAUUGGGCAGAGAUUUUUAUUCUCCUCAAACUGGGAGAUCAAAGAUACAGGAGUAAGACACUGUGUAAGAGUGCAAAUCCUCAGUGGAGGGAACAGUUUGAUUUUCACUACUUCUCUGACAGGAAGGAUAUGUUGGACAUUGAGGUGUGGAGAAAGGAUAACAAAAAACACGAGGAGCUUUUGGGAACGUGCCAAGUUGACAUUACUGCCUUGCCAACGAAGCAGACCCAUUGCUUAGAGCUGCCUCUGGAAAAACAUCCAGGAUCCCUGCUCAUGCUGGUUGCUGUUGCCCCAUGUACAGGAGUGUCUAUCUCUGAUCUGUGUGUUUGCCCUUUGGGAGACCCCAGUGAGCGGCAACAGAUUUCACAGCGCUAUUGUCUGAAGAACUCCUUUCAGGACAUAAAGGACAUUGGCUUCUUACAAGUCAAAGUUUUAAAGGCAGUGGACCUGCUGGCAGCAGAUUUUGCAGGUAAAAGUGAUCCUUUCUGUGUGUUAGAGCUGGGAAACGACAGCCUUCAAACGCACACCGUUUACAAGAACCUCAAUCCAGAGUGGAACAAAGUUUUCACAUUCCCUAUUAAAGACAUCCAUGAUGUUCUGGAAGUGACAGUGUUUGAUGAAGAUGGAGAUAAACCUCCUGAUUUUCUUGGAAAAGUUGCCAUCCCUUUGCUGUCUAUUAGAAAUGGUAAACAAAGUUGCUACACACUGAAGAAUAAAGACUUGGAACGUGCUUCAAAAGGAGUAAUUUACUUGGAGCUGGAUGUCCUAUUUAAUCCUAUAAAAGCAAGCAUUAGAACCUUCAAGCCCCGAGAGAAGCGCUUCACUGAGGACAGCCGCAAAUUUUCCAAGAAGAUCUUAUCAAGAAAUGUUGAUCGUGUGAAAAAAAUCACCAUGGCAAUAUGGAAUACAAUACAAUUCCUUCGGAGCUGCUUUCUCUGGGAGUCCACAGUGAAGAGCAUGAUAGCCUUUGUGGUGUUCGUGGUCACUGUCUGGAGUGUGGAACUGUACAUGGUGCCCCUGGCUCUGCUGGUGCUCUUUGCCUACAACUUCUCUCUUGUCGCCACAGGGAAGGUCAACAGCACCCAAGAUGCCCAGGAGCUCAUGGGCUUGGAUGAAGAUGAGGAUGAUGAUGAUAAGGAAUCUGAGAAAAAGGGGCUAAUUGACAGGAUCCACAUGGUCCAGGAGAUCAUCAUAGCUGUUCAAACCAUCUUAGAAGAAACAGCAUCAUUUGGAGAGAGGAUUAAAAACACACUCAACUGGACGGUGCCUUUCCUCUCUGUCCUGGCCUGCCUGGUCCUGGCAGCAGCAACAGUCAUUUUGUAUUUCAUACCACUGAGGUACAUUGUGUUAAUCUGGGGCAUAAAUAAAUUCACUAAGAAGCUUAGAAAUCCCUAUGCCAUUGACAAUAAUGAGCUACUAGAUUUCCUCUCCAGGGUACCAUCUGAUGUUCAAAAGGUGCAGCAUGCUGAAUUGAAACCAUACAGCAGCUCCAGCCCCAUUAGGAGGAAGCGGAGCACCCUAUAG